AGCCUGUGACAUAGAGCUGUUUAAAAAGUGAUUCGACGACCUUUGUCAUUGAUAAAGAUGUGGAGCGACGAUAAAGACUUAUGUGAUCUUUUAGCGGGCAGCUUAAUCAAUGCUGUUGGAUAUCUACCAGUUCAGAGACUGAUCAGACGAGUGAACGAUAUUCUUUCAAAGAUUACUGACUACGGGCCACAUGUUGAAGUUAUUCCAACAGGGAGUUCCUCCGAAGGUUUCCGUAUGAAUGGUACUGAUGUUGAUAGAAUGUAUGUCGAUAAAAGAACACUUGCUUCGGAACAUCCAGAAGAUAUUCCGCGCAGAUUUUGUGCUGUGAAGAUGGAGGCGUCUUUAUCAAAUCCAAAAGGGUAUGUGAAACUUGUACUGGUAAAUCCAAAUAUAUCGGGACAGAACUUGGAUGCAGCUGUAGUAAAAGAUGGCGGAAAAUUAUACCUUUCUAGUUCAGCUUACAUAUCCUCUUUCUUACAAGACAACGAAGAAACUCAUGGGCCUUGUGUCAAGAGAGUGGCAGCGCAGGGUACAGAACAGGAUGACGCGCAUUGUCUGAAAUGUUCGCACUGGCCGUCAGACGCCAUGGAAUGGUACCAUAGAAAAAGACCCCAUGGCUGGCCGGACCGUUGCCUCAUAGAAGACAUAUACAAAAAGGGGUGUCACGUGGUAGCAAUUGGUCCGAAAAUCGUUGAUCAACACGGAUACUGGACAUUUGAUCCUAUGGUAUGGAGAUUGUCUUUUUCAGUUGCCGAGAAAAGACUGGUUUAUACCUUUAAUGACACCCAAUUCCUCGUGUACGGGAUUUUCAAACUGUUGGCAAAAGAAGCUUUUCGUGAUGACCGAGGGAUAAUGUGCUCAUAUUUUAUGAAAACGUUGAUGUUCUGGACCAUCGAAGAGACCCCAAGACAUGACUGGAGAAAAGAUCGCUUGGUAUCCUGUAUUGAAAUGUGUCUCAAGCGACUAAUUGCGUGGGUGGACAAUGGCUUCUGUCCCAACUAUUUUGUAAGGGAAAAUAAUAUGUUCCAUGGAAAGUUGGACGAAGAGGCACGCGAGUCGAUGUUCAUAAAUCUGUCGGAGAUGUACGGAGAAGGCUGGAGGGGUCUACUGAGGUGUCCAUCCCUCAAACAUCUCAAAGAAGCUCUUACAGGAGCCAGAACUCAAAUACUUGAUUGUCCAUUAAGCGCUUUCGAUUCGAACGAAGAAUUCAAAACCUUAAGAGUAAAAUAUAAAAAUGAAUUUAAUUCGCUAUCAGAGGAUACAGAAGAUAAUGCUUUUUUCACUGAAUUAGAAUCGAUUGAAGCUGUAAAUCCAAACAUCGAGAGUCUAGAAACAGAAUUGAACAAUACAGCGACUUUGUUAACAAGUGAGGAGUCGCAGCUCUACCAUUUCAUGCACGAUACGGUGACCUUGUAUCAGUACAGAGUGUUACAACACAUUGCUUUAAUCGUCCUAUACAAAGGUCUGAAUGACCCUCGCAGGUGCGCUCGUUUUCGGUACCGACAAAUCAGACGAGCCCUGGGUUUAUUGGAAGAAACCUGCUCUGCCGAUAUCAGCAGAGGAAGGUUAUCUCUAGCGACGGCGUAUUACUGCAUGGGAGACUACAGUAAAGCUCUAAAAUUCAUCCGACAAUACGAAAGCACAAUUGAGAACGAUCAAGGUGUUCUUUAUAUCAGUUCGCGCUAUGCGCAUCAUACUGAGAAAGCAUACAAGAAAAAUUUCUGUAAUGGAAAUUUGACGAAAGUGGAAAAGGCAUCAAUGGGUGUCUCCUACGAUUUUGAGAUACUUCGAGCGAUGCCAGUAUAUCCAAAAGAAAUAGGACUGGAAAUACUGCUUGUGAAAAAUAACUCGGCAAGAGUGUCUAUCCCGCCACCCCCAUACGCCAUCUUUCUGAAGGCAAUGUGUUUCGCCCAAAUGUACAACGUUUGCCAAGUAAAGCUUCUGAAGAUGGAACUUUCGGAUUUUCUUUUCUCUGGCCACAAAUCUGCUCAUCUUGUGUAUCUAAUGUUGGGCGUGUGUGACGUUAAGUUAGAUCAACAUAACGAAGCAUUGCUAAAUUUUUAUCACGCAUACUGGCACAAGAAGAAGUUGACAUGGCGGGAAAGUAGCUGUGACGAGUGGGACUCCGUCCAGUCCGCGCUGUUGUACGUUGCAAUACAGCUUAGACUCCUGAUGUGAUGUACUGCUUUUGUAUCACAUGGUUUCCAAAAUAUACAGAAAUCAAAUUGCAACGGUAUCGCAUAUAACAUGUUGAUACAGACUUCCGUAUUGCAGGGUUUGGCUAAUUAAAUUGCAUCAGGUUUGCCAAAUUCCAAGCUAACAAUCUUUGUUUACUUGAUCUGGUAAAUACAGUUGGCUAUUUCAUUAAACUUUAUCUAGCAAAACUUCAAAUCUGGUCACUUGGAUAACUAGCAAUGUGUAUCAAUAUUACACAUACAGGUUGUUUGACCCACUAAUCUAAAUUCCCAUAUAUAGAUUUUUCUCCGCCCUAGUAAAAAUAGACCGCACCCUAUCGUAACAUUUGUGAACUAUGCACAUGUAAUUAUAUUGUAGAAAUAAAUAUCUUU
This is a messenger RNA of Magallana angulata, 2567 nucleotides long. RefSeq lists its product as uncharacterized. Bases 58 to 2178 code for a protein of 706 amino acids. The record is from RefSeq and is a predicted model, not a curated record. The transcript has a single exon. NCBI's taxonomy places the organism in Eukaryota, Metazoa, Mollusca, Bivalvia, Ostreida, Ostreidae.